ACGCGUCGUACUCAUUGUUGCUCGGAAUGCAUAAAUAGGCUGGGAGAUUCUUUCCUUGACGAUCCCUUUUUAGUGCCCGCUUUCUAGCCUCUGGGUUUCUUUUUUCGGAGAGGAAGCUAUUCGCGAUGAGGUCGUCACUGUUUCUGGUCGCGUCGCAGGCCCUCCUGAGCUGUGCUUUUGGCACUGCCGGGAGGCCCGAUUCCAUAAUUUGGGACUACGCCGAAAAAAGAGCACUCGCGCAAGACAUUGUUACGUGGGAUGAACACUCACUCUUUGUUCACGGCGAAAGGGUCAUGAUCUUUAGCGGCGAGAUCCAUCCUUUCCGACUCCCGGUGCCGUCUCUUUGGAUCGACGUAUUGCAGAAGGUUAGAGCUCUCGGGUUCAACGCUGUUUCGAUCUAUAUCGAUUGGGCGCUCUUGGAGGGCAAGCCUGGCGACUUCUCUGCGGAAGGAGUUUUUGAUCUCAAACCAUUCUUUGAGGCUGCCACAAAGGCGGGGAUUUACAUCAUUGCCCGGCCUGGCCCCUACAUUAAUGCCGAGGUGAGCGGAGGCGGGUUUCCUGGUUGGCUACAACGCGUGCGAGGCGGUCUCAGGACUGGUGCACCCGACUACCUCAAUGCGACAAACAAUUAUAUGUCGAAUAUUGGCAAGAUAAUCGCAGACGCUCAAAUCACGAAUGGUGGCCCCGUUAUCCUUCUUCAGCCCGAGAAUGAAUACACAGGAGCCAACAGCUUCCUGCCAUUUCCGGACGGAGCAUAUAUGGAAUAUGUUAUACAGCAGGCUCGAGAUGCUGGGAUUGUCGUACCCUUCAUCAGUAACGAUGCUAGUGCUUCGGGUCACAAUGCUCCGGGAACCGGUGUUGGUGAAGUCGACAUUUAUGGUCACGAUGGCUACCCAUUAGGCUUCGACUGUGCGCACCCCACUGUGUGGCCAGCUAAGAAUUUCCCGACAACAUAUAGAGCCAAUCAUCUCAAGCAGAGCCCAACAACUCCCUUCUCUAUUGUUGAGUUUCAAGGAGGGUCGUUUGACCCUUGGGGUGGCUGGGGCUUCGAGCAGUGUAGCGCACUUGUCAACCACGAAUUCGAGCGAGUCUUCUACAAGAACAACUAUGCUGCAGGUGUAACAAUUUUCAAUCUUUACAUGAUCUACGGUGGGACCAAUUGGGGUAACUUGGGACAUCCGGGUGGAUACACUUCGUACGACUAUGGAAGUGUCAUCAAAGAAGACCGAACUGUCACGCGUGAGAAGUACUCGGAGUUGAAGCUACAAGCGACAUUCAUACAAUCUAGCCCUGGAUACCUAACCGCUGCUCCGGGAAACAGUUCGACUACGCUCUAUAGCGAUAACUCCGAUAUCACAGUAACGCCGAUCCUAGCGAACAGCACAGACGACGCUUCCUUCUUCGUCGUUCGACAUACCAAUUACUCCAGCUUCGAAUCAACUCAAUAUAAGCUGAAGCUUCCCACGUCACAGGGUACUCUCACGGUUCCUCGCACAAACGGCUCGCUCAGUCUCAAUGGUCGUGACUCAAAGGUGGUUGUUGCGGACUACGAUGUCCAAGGUACUCGACUUCUCUACUCCACUGCGGAUGUCUUUACGCACGUGAAGCAGGAUAACCGCACUUUACUAUUCAUAUAUGCCGGGGCUGGCGAAUCCAACGAAUUUGCGAUUCAAGGGCCACCAAGUGGGAAGGUCAACCAGAUUCAAGGAGGUGCAUCUUACAAGGUGGCAAGCAGCAACUCUUCGAACUUCUUCACAGUUAGUUGGACGGCGUCAACUGAAAGGUCCAUCCUUCAGAUUGGCGAUGACGUUUAUGUCUACUUGCUUGACCGUAACUCCGCCUAUAACUACUGGCUUACCGAUAUCCAAAAUUCGACCUCGAAACUGAUCAUUAACGGACCUUACCUUGUUCGUACUGCCUCUGUCAGCAAUGACGAGCUUCACAUCAAGGCAGACUUCAAUGCCACCACAACCGUUGAUAUAAUAGGGGUCCCUCAAGGAGUUUCAAAACUCUUCAUCAACGACGUAGAGACUGCGACAGAGACGUCAGGCCUCUCAGUACUCGCCGGUGUUACGGUAAAGGCUCCAUCAUUCAGCGUCCCCGACCUUACUGGGCUGGAUUGGAAAUACCUCGACUCUCUCCCCGAACUUCAAACCGACUAUGACGACUCUCUAUGGACAAACGCCGACCACACAUAUACAGAUAACACGAAACAGCCCAUCCUCGCAACCGUCUCUACGUAUGGAUCCGAUUAUGGUUAUCACACCGGUGUGCUUGUCUACCGCGGCCAUUUCAACGCCACCGGUAACGAAGUGAACUUCUCGUUAUGGACACAAGGUGGAACUGGCUUUGCCUCUUCUAUCUGGCUCGACGACCACCUAGUGUCGUCUUUCCUUGGAAACCCUGCUAACGACAGCUACCAAGGGAAAUACGAUAUAACAGGUGGCGCAGGUCUCGAGGCCGGCUCGUCGCACGUCUUCACCGUCGUGGUCGAGAAUGUGGGUCUGACCGAAAACUACGACCCUGGUGAGGAUGACAUGAAGGCGCCCCGCGGUAUCUUGGGUUGGCGACUCGAGACUAGCAAGGCUACCAACACGCCUAUUACUUGGAAACUUGCUGGGAACUUCGGUGGUGAAGACUACCUUGACAGAGUCCGUGGACCAUUGAAUGAGGGUGGUCUGUACAUUGAGCGACAGGGGUACCAUCUUCCUAGCGCCCCGACAGCUGAGUGGACGUCGCACUCUCCGCUUGAAGGUAUUGGAAUACCGGGUAUCGCUUAUUACUCGACGACGUUCGAUUUGAACUUACCGUCGGAUCAGUGGGAUAUCCCGCUGGCGUUCUCAUUUGAGAAUAAUACCGAGACCUCUGGUGCAUACCGCGCACAGUUGUACGUCAACGGAUGGCAAUUUGGCAAACUAAGCAGCAAUAUCGGACCACAAACAGUAUUCCCGGUACCGGAAGGUAUUCUUAACUAUAAUGGGACGAAUUCCGUAGGUAUUACGCUAUGGGCACUUGAGGAAGGCGGUGCGAAGGUACCCGGCCUCUCACUUGUAGCUAGUACGCCGGUUUGGACCGGUCGGGAGAAAGUUGAGCUUGUCGAGAGUCCGACAUGGAACCUACGCGAAAAUUCUUUCUAAGGUAUGCUAUAAGAAUUAGUUUCUUCGCAGAUGUAUUAUUAUAAAUACGAUCGAAAUGAAGAUGUGGUCAAAUACUCUGGUCUUACCAUCGUGCCUUUCCAAUUCUAAUACUUCACUCUGCGUAAGCGUAGGGUUAAUCACUUUUCUCUUUUCACAGUCAUCACGU
This is a messenger RNA of Hypoxylon trugodes, 3303 nucleotides long. Its product is annotated as glycoside hydrolase family 35 protein. Gene Ontology annotation, cellular component: vacuole. Bases 126 to 3137 code for a protein of 1003 amino acids. The record is from RefSeq and is a predicted model, not a curated record. The transcript is spliced from 5 exons. Gene Ontology annotation, molecular function: beta-galactosidase activity. NCBI's taxonomy places the organism in Eukaryota, Fungi, Ascomycota, Sordariomycetes, Xylariales, Hypoxylaceae. Gene Ontology annotation, biological process: carbohydrate metabolic process.